UGCUAUAACGGUACUGAUUGUAGCCACUCUGAUGGUUCAAGUGAGAUGCCAAAGGCCUAAAGUGAUAAACCUCGGUGCUGUUUUCACUUUUGAUUCCGUUAUCGGAAGAGCUGCAAAAGUAGCUCUCGAGGCAGCUGUCUCUGAUGUGAACGCUGACACAAGCCUUCUCCAAGAAACAGAGCUACGUCUUUUUGUGGAGGACUCUUCUUGCAAUGUCUUUCAUGGAUCCUUCGCAGUGAUAAGAAUGCAGGUGGGCCGUGGGUGGAUGCAUUGUUUGUCUUCCCCCUGAGCCAAACCUAGUUCGAAAUGGGAAUACUACACACAACAUAAUAAACCUCUUUGCCGGCGUCGGGUCCUUCUCCCCGUCUCUUGUUUCUUCCUGCUCUGGUCCUAUAUCUUUUCGUCGCUUUUGGUUACGGAUUCCGUCUUCUCGCCGUCUCCUACGGCUCGCGUCCUAUGUUUCUCGAAGCUCCUCACACCAGAUCUGUUCGCCUCCUUGUACGAGUAGAGUCAACGCUUGGGUCUCAGACGAAUCCUCCUCUGCUCACUGCCGCCAUCGUCCUUCCUUCUUCAAUCCUCGGCGCCGCUCCUCCAUGUGGAAACACAACCACCGGAUCUACUCAUCCAGGGCUUGGGCUCGCCGGAUCUUGAGGUUUGUGUAGAUCUAAAGCGCUUUCACCAUUCCUCGCCACCUUCACCUUCAAUGAGACUCCACCAUACUGCAUUAAAACUCUUUCAAUUUGGAGUCCAAAUUCGUCCACCAUCCCCAUCUCCAACCGCUGUCUCUCACCAACCCUCGUCUAUUGCCUUGCUGGUCUUGGUCCCGUCGUGUAUCCUGUCUUCGUAACAGCGCCGGCUCACCAAAGACUCAACGGAGACAACCUUUCCAAAAAAAAUCUAUUGAAAUCUCCGGCAAAACAAAUGCUCUUCCCAUCACGACUCCCCCAACGUCCUUACCCAGAAGUUUACAAGAGACAUCUGUCAACCGGAUUUUUGAGCCCCACCGGACGUAGAGAGGCUGAGACGUUUUCAGAGAACGGCAUCGGCGAAUCUCUCAAACACAAAACCCUAAUCUGCACUCUCUUGGGUAACUCAUGGGCUUGGGCUUUGUUACAUCAGUUGGGCCACAUAUAUAUUUUGAGAGGUUCUGGGCCCCUAAGAUUUUACGUGAUCUUCAUCUCUAAAUUCAGACUUCUCAGGUCUUAUUUGCUUUUGGUUCUCUUAGAGAUUCACAUAGUCUUUUCGGAAAGCUUUCUCGGUGGCUCCAAUUGUAGGCAUCAAAAGCCUCAAUUUCACGGCUCCAUCCGACAACUCCCUCCGACUUUGGAAGCAAUUAUGCUCGACUCAGUGUUGAAUUCAUCAAUGGAAUCGGAGAUGAAAAGAGUUUCAACCGACUUAUCAUUUUGCUUACCGAACUGUUUGCUUCUCGGAACACUUGAGAUUCACCUAGUCUCCCGGGACAUCGUAGACGGUAUUAGAGCUGUCCUCUUUCGUUUGACGGGUAACUUAGUCUCUAUUGGCUUCCCACCCCUCUUCCAACCCCUUUCACUAGGGUAUUUCAACGUCUUUACAGACUAUUUGAAGUUCUUCCGAACUGUGGUUUCAAGGAUUCAAGUGAAGAUUAUCCGCGGAUCUCUCUACUUCGAGCUAGCCUCUCCUUGCAACACUUCUAUCCCUUGUUUUACGGCUUUGUUGUCUUUGUUUUUUACUUUACCGUCGAGCAUACCUCCGGUUGUAAUCGCUGAAACAUUUUAGAUUUGAUUUAAUGAAUUUGUGUUACAAAAAAAGUUCAAGUGGUUGUUAAUUUGUUAUUUUGCAGCGUUUGAAGUGCUUGGGAAAGAAGUGGUGGCUAUCAUCGGUCCUAUCUCAUCCUCCAUCGCUCAUACAUUAUCAGACAUUGCAAAAGGGCUCAAGUUCCCCCUCGUCUCAUUCGCAGCAACUGAUCCAACACUCUCCGCCCUCCAGUUCCCCUUCUUUCUCCGGACCACACCUGAUGACGCCCACCAAAUGUCCGCCCUUGUGGAACUCAUCGAUUUCCACGGAUGGAAAGAGGUGAUAUCUGUUUACUCAGAUGACGAGCUCGGAAGAAACGGAGUUUCUGCUCUUGAUGAUGAGCUUGACAAGAAAAGAUUCAGAAUCUCCUAUAAAGUGCCGCUCUCAUUACACGCUGAUGAAAACUCCGUCACUGAUGCUUUGAACAGAUCCAAGUCCCUUGGUCCUAGAGUCUACAUCCUUCAUUUUGGUCCUGACCCUUUGCUCAGAAUCUUUACCAUAGCGCAGAAGCUGAAGAUGAUGACACGUGAAUACGUGUGGCUCGCCACAGACUGGCUCUCAGUUACCUUAGAUUCCUCUUUGAGUGGGGAAGAUACUUUUAAACGUCUUGAAGGAGUAGUGGGGCUUCGUCAAUACAUACCAGAAUCCAUAAAGAUGCGCCAACUAAAGAGGAACAGGUCAAUGAAUGCCUACGCGUUCCAUGCAUAUGAUACGGUGUGGAUGAUUGCAUACGGCAUCGAGAAAAUGUUGAAUGAGGGAGUCAAGAUAACAUUCUCUCACUCCAAGAAGUUAACUCACGCACAAGGACAUAAACUUCACCUGGAGAAAGUCAAAAUAUUCAACAGAGGGGAGGUACUACUUGAGAAGCUUCUGAAGGUUAACUUCACCGGUUUGGCCGGUCAAGUUCGGUUUGGUUCUUCUGGUCGAAAUGUCACUGGCUGUGACUACGAAAUCAUCAAUGUGGACAGAACAGGCGUUCACACUGUGGGUUUCUGGUCGAAAAAUGGUGGUUUUUCAGUUGGUAACAUAACAUGGCCUGGUGGUGGCAGUGAAAAGCCACGUGGAUGGGUCAUUGAUUCCGAAAAUCCACUGAAGAUUGUUGUCCCUAAAAGAGUUAGUUUUGUCGAGUUUGUGACUGAAGACAGGAACACUAGUACCCAUCAUAUCAAAGGCUUAUGUAUUGACAUCUUCAUUGAAGCAUUGAAGUUACUCCCUUACAAUGUUCCUUACAAGUUUGAGUCAUUUGGGGAUGGCCAUUCAAGUCCUAAUUACAGCAAGAUUAUUCAAAUGGUAUCGGAUGGCGUAUACGAUGCAGCAGUUGGAGAUAUUACAAUAGUCCCAACCCGGUCCAAACUAGUAGAUUUCUCGCAGCCAUAUGCUUCCACAGGCCUUGUGGUGGUGAUUCCAAACGUCUACGAUGGGACUUGGAUCUUUCUGAGACCCUUCACCACUCAGCUAUGGUGCGUUGUUCUAGCUUCAUUUCUCUGUAUUGGCGUUGUCAUUUGGAUCCUCGAACAUCGCGUCAAUGAAGAUUUCAGAGGGCCACCACGAAGACAAAUCAUCACGAUGAUCUUUUUCAGCUUUUCCACUCUCUUUAAGAGAAAUCAUGAAGAUACGAUAAGCAAUCUAGCGAGACUAGUGAUGAUUUUUUGGCUCUUCCUAUUGAUGGUUCUAAUCGCGAGCUACAAAGCGGAAGUCAGCUCAAUCCUCACAGUUCAACAGCUUCCCUCUGCCAUUACCGGCAUCGACAGCUUGCGAGCAAGUGAGUUGCCUAUCGGUUACCAGUCUGGGACGUUCACUUUCGAGUACUUAACCUACAGUCUUGGCAUGGCUCGGUCUAGACUGGUCCCACUUGACUCGAUUGAGGAGUAUGAAAGGGCUCUAAAGCUAGGGCCAAACGCUUUGGGAGGCGUAGCUGCUAUUGUUGACGAGCUCCCUUACAUUGAACUGUUCUUAGCGGAACGGACUGGUUUCAAAAUUGUCGGAGAGCCGUUUAUGAACCGCGGUUGGGGAUUUGCGUUUAAGAGAGAUUCUCCACUGGCUAUAGACAUGUCAACAGCGAUCUUGAAUCUCACUGAGACGAGAAAGCAGAAAAGGAUUCUGAAGAAAUGGCUAUGCAAGAAGAGCUGCGGAGAGAAGUCAGAUUGGAACCAACCAGAGCCAAACCAGUUUCAUCUCAAGAGCUUCGAAGGGUUGUACCUUUUCUGCGUUGCGAUCACUGUCUCUGCGUUCUUGGUGUUUGUUCUCAGGAUGAUACGCCAGUUCGUGCGGUACAGAAGGAGUGAGAGGAUAAGCUUGACGCCACGAGCUUCUUUGUCGUCUUCUCCUACGACGACGCGUUUAUGGGGAUUUAUGUUGGGUUUCGUGGAGUUUGUGGAUGAGAAAGAAGAAGCCACUAGGAGUGAUGAUGACUCUAACAACAACCCAUCUCAAGUUGUGGAACUUCAAGGUGAUUCUGAGGUACGAUAAAGUUGAUGAGUAGACUCCACUUUGUAGAAAGGCAAGUUGUAUUGUAAUUACAUAUGAGCUAACAUGUAAGCAAGAUCACAAAAAAAAAAGAUCAAUGAAAUAAAACACACAUAAACACUGAAAUAAAACACACAAAAAACAUCAGCGAAACAAAAACACAUAAACAAAAUCAUCAAGACCACAAAAAAAAAGAUCAAAAGCCAUCAGAGAAAGUUCAAAAAAACAUAUUUGAAACACAAAUAGAGAAAAUGAGUUGAUAAGGUUCCAACAAUAACAAUGAAACAAAAACACAAAUAACAAUGGUCUUAGCAAAAGUUCACAAGGAAGUAAAAUUCAACAGAAAAACCCAGCAUGGCUUCUUCUCAGGUUCUUCUUGACUCUUCCCACUGAUUGACUCCUCUGCAUCCCCUUUAAAGAAAUAAAAAAGUCACGUUGCAGGCAUCAAUGGUUUUAAGUUUCUUUACUGAAAUGAGUUCAGUGAUGUACCUUUCAAACUGUCUGCUGACUAAAGUAAGCUCUGA
Molecule: messenger RNA, 4763 nt
Organism: Brassica napus (rape)
Lineage: Eukaryota; Viridiplantae; Streptophyta; Magnoliopsida; Brassicales; Brassicaceae
Product: glutamate receptor 3.7-like
Exons: 6
Coding region: 2008-4242 (744 amino acids)
Cellular component (GO): plasma membrane
Molecular function (GO): glutamate-gated receptor activity
Source: RefSeq, a predicted model, not a curated record